Messenger RNA from Metschnikowia bicuspidata var. bicuspidata NRRL YB-4993, 681 nucleotides. It is a transcript of the gene VMA4, whose product is annotated as H(+)-transporting V1 sector ATPase subunit E. Gene Ontology annotation, molecular function: proton-transporting ATPase activity, rotational mechanism. The record is from RefSeq and is a predicted model, not a curated record. The transcript is spliced from 2 exons. NCBI's taxonomy places the organism in Eukaryota, Fungi, Ascomycota, Pichiomycetes, Serinales, Metschnikowiaceae. Gene Ontology annotation, biological process: proton transmembrane transport. Gene Ontology annotation, cellular component: proton-transporting two-sector ATPase complex, catalytic domain. The coding region runs from base 1 to 681 and encodes 226 amino acids.
AUGUCGUUGACUGAUGAUCAGGUGAAUGCCGAGCUCCGCAAGAUGAAAGCCUUCAUUGAGAAGGAGGCCCAGGAGAAGGCCAAAGAAAUUAGAUUGAAGGCCGACGAGGAAUACGAGAUCGAAAAGGCGUCGAUUGUGCGGUCCGAGACCGCUGCCAUCGACAGCGCAUACGAGCAGAAAUUGAAGAAAGCGUCGUUGGCACAGCAGAUCACGAAAUCCACCAUUGGAAACAAGACCCGGUUGAAGGUCUUGGCCGAAAAGGAAAGGAUUUUGGAGGACAUUUUCGAGGAGGCCGGCAAAAGCUUGGUUAAGUUGACAUCAAAUAAGGAAGAGUACAAGCCUAUCUUGGAAGGCUUGAUCGAAGAGGGAUUGUACGCGAUCUUGGAGGACACCGUCACGCUCAUAGUGAGAGAGGCAGACUUGGACCUGGCCAAAGAGGCUGCCGAGACUGCUGCCAAGACGUUUGCCGAGAAGGCCAAGUUCGAAGUCACCGUGAAAAUCGACGACAAGAACUUCUUGGACUCGGCCCUGGCUGGCGGUGUGGUGGUUGUGAACAAGAGCGGCAAGAUCGAGGUUGAUAACACUUUGGACGAGAGGUUGAAGUUGUUGUCUGAGGAGGCCUUGCCCGGUGUCAGAUUGGAAUUGCUUGGCCCCUCUGCGUCCAGAAAGUUCUUUGACUAA